AUGAGCAUGGCACAGGGUGUCAAUGGGAUGGGCAUGGUGGCAUCGGCGGCUCAUCUCGAGGUUGACGACCGACAGCGCAACCAGCAGACCAUGAAACUCAGUCUGUAUCCCACCAGACCAAACGCAUAUCCGAAUUCGAAUUCCCAUCCUCAUCCCAAUCCCAAUCACAAUCACAAUCCCAAUUCCCAGCCGCGACCUCGAACGGCCAACUCCAACACUAGACCUCCUCCUUCGCCCACCGCCUCGUUUCGAGGCCAGCGACUACCACUACCCCAACAACCAUCUCGACAGCAUUCACAGUCGCUACAGACGGGCUCUCAAGAAUCUUUGUACCCUCUUACCAAUUAUCCGGGCAUCCAACCUCCCAGACCUGCUACUGCUACUCCUUAUGAGCAAGAACAUGGUCAUUCCGCCCCAACUUCUCGGAGGCCUUCGACGUCCCAAUCCUAUUAUCAAUCUAAUCACGAACUGCAACCACGCUCAGUCACUCCCUCUCCGCAGUCACAUCACCCUCCACCUGUCAAUUACCCCCGUCCCGGAUCACAAGAGAGACUGCAUAAGAGACCCUCCGAGGCAUCGCGGUUACGAGCUCUGAAUAAUGGGUACCGGUCACAUUCUUCAGAGGGAAGAAGAACUCCCGAUACCAUGGUGGUCGAGAACUUCUCGCGUCCGCGGCAACCUUCCGUACGAAGCAGGAACGAAUCACCACGACCAAUGCUUCAAGCCUCCUCCACCUUCCCAGUCCGAGAACACGCACAAGAAAACGAUCAGAACCACCUCUACUCCUCGUCUCUCCGCGACCGCGGGUUGUCUUCGAGCUCCGCUCAAUCCGUUGCCAGCAACCUUCCCGCUUUCCAACUGCGACCCUCAGCCUCCAUCCCCGACUAUCAAACUCCGGACUCGGUAUAUUCAAGACAGAGAAACUUGAACAACAACUCCUCCUAUCGACCAGGCAGAGUCGUCAGUCGGGCCGACAGCAACUACUCGGCCCAUCGGCGAGAUCCAAUGGUUCAUUCAAGAACAGACGACAGUGAAGAGGUGCGGGCUAGUUUUCGAUCGGCUCUUACGACGAAUUCGAGUUAUAUGGCCAGUGGGACGGAAAGGAGCAGCAUAAUGACCAAGAGUAGUUCCACCUCGAUAUUCGAGAGACCAGAAGGAAGAGAAGAAGGAAUGAGCGUAGAUGAUGCGAUUGGGAUGUAUGAAGGAGGUUUCCAAGAUUCUGGCACAGACGAUGCGGUAUCGAGGCGUGGGACUAGUAGGGACUCGGAGGGAAACCGGACACGAAUGCUGGAGGAGGCCAUGAAUGAUCAAUUGGCGCUGCCAACACAGCCUCUGGUACGGGAUUCCAUGGCCAUGUUUCGAGCUAGUACUAUUGAUGACGCCGGCUCCUCUAUCCCUGAGGAAAAAGUGGGAAAGCCAGCCGAUACGUUGGAAGUAAAGGUACCUGAGCAGAGCUCUCAGCCUGUCAGUCGCCCAACCACGAGAGCAGCACCGACGACUUGGGAUGACACGCGAGAUCGUUACGGGUUUCGCAAGAAUACGCAGCAUGUACCAGUGGCUCAAUUUGAAGCCUGGAAUGGACCAUAUACCGAGCAUCUUGUUCGACGGCGGAAGAAAUGGGUGGCUCUGAUGAAGGACAGUGGGUUGCCAUCGGAGAAUCCUCAGGUAUUCCCACCAAAAUUUGACAAGGUGAAACGAUUUGUUCGAAAAGGAAUACCUCCAGAUUGGAGAGGGGCUGCCUGGUUCUUUUACGCUGGUGGACCCGCCAUGCUACAAAAGCACCAAGGAGUAUACGACGACUUGAUGCAGAAAGCAGCCAAUGGAGGAGUCAGUGAGACGGAUGAUGAAAUUAUUGAGCGAGAUCUCAAUCGAACGUUUCCUGACAACAUCAGAUUCAAGCCAGACCCUCUACCAGGCGAGGAUACACUUGCCCCCGCGGUGUCUGAAACUCCCAUUUUACAAUCACUUCGACGUGUUUUGCAAGCAUUUGCUAUCUACAAUCCCAAAAUCGGUUAUUGCCAGUCUCUUAACUUUCUUGCCGGAUUAUUGCUAUUAUUUAUGGAAGAGGAAAAGUCGUUUUGGAUGCUCAAUAUCAUUACUCGGGUUUAUCUACCGGGGACGCAUGAGCUUAAUCUCGAGGGGGCCAAUGUUGAUCUUGGAGUUUUGAUGAUUAGUGUCAAGGAUAUGAUGCCUGCAAUUUGGGCGAAGAUUGGUGGGGAGCUUGACGGUACUGCUGGUGAUGGGAGAGUUUCUAUGCGAUUACCACCAAUCACCUUGUGCACGACCGCUUGGUUUAUGUCAUGUUUCAUUGGUACUCUUCCCAUUGAGACCACCUUGAGAGUUUGGGACUCUUUCUUCUACGAAGGUAGCAAGACCUUAUUCCGGAUAGCAUUGACCAUCUUCAAGGUUGGCGAACAGGAGAUCAGGGCUGUGAGCGAUCCGAUGGAAAUUUUUCAAGUGGUGCAAACCAUUCCACGUAAAUUGGUGGACGCCAAUGCGCUUCUGACUGCAUGCUUCAAGCGUAGGAAUGGAUUUGGUCAUUUGAGUCAGGAGACCAUUGAAAAGGGGCGGGCGCUGAGAAGACAAGGUUACGCAGAUGAGAGAGCAAAAGCUGCAGGAUUGGUUGCCGGCGAUGGAUCACUUGGGAGGAAGAAGACAUUAUUAGGCAGGAAGAAAGGGAGGUCUGAAGCAACCACAGACUCUUGA
Hymenoscyphus albidus is the source of this 2706-nucleotide messenger RNA. The record is from the annotation of a GenBank genome assembly. NCBI's taxonomy places the organism in Eukaryota, Fungi, Ascomycota, Leotiomycetes, Helotiales, Helotiaceae.